Messenger RNA from Closterium sp. Naga37s-1, 7954 nucleotides. Lineage: Eukaryota; Viridiplantae; Streptophyta; Zygnematophyceae; Desmidiales; Closteriaceae. The record is from the annotation of a GenBank genome assembly.
AUGCUACACAGAAACGAUGUUUCUUAUAGAGGAGUCGAAGCGCCUAGAGAGGCUAUUCAUGGUUCGCUGAGGCAGCGCGAGGGGCGGGGGACGCGGGGAGCAAGGAGGGCGCGGAGCCUUCCUCCGAACUGCAGCGGCCUUCUUGCGGAGGAGGAAGGGGACUCCGCGGAGUCCGCGCGGGCGGCGAAAAUUGUCGCCGCAGGGGGAUUGGCGCGGAGGGCGGAAGGCGGCGGAUCAGCCAGCGGAAUUAGUCCGCGCACUUGCCGGUCGCAGAGUCCGCGCGGACGGCGGAUAGGCGGAAGGGCUGGCGGCAACCAUGCGACGAUUUUCGGCGACGAAAACGACUCCUCUGUGACUGCAGGGCGGAGCUGGUGGACCGGCGAUGGCGCCCCGGCGGCGGAUGCGGCGUCCAUCACGGCAAGCGACGCGGACAGCGGAGUAUCUUCCGUGCGUCUUCGCAAUCAACACGACGGCGCGAGGUCCCCGUGGGAAGGCGGCGCGGGUCGCGCGCUGGUGGACGUGGAACGGCGGCAAUCGCGGAGUUUGGACGGCAACGGACGGCUGCGCGAUUCCGCGGCCGGCAGGAUGGCAGGCGGCGACGGCGGCUCCGGUCGGUCGGCAGCAUUUUCGAAAAGGCCGCCAGCGUCUGUGGCUAUUGUAGAACCCGAUGCGGCGCUUCAGGAGAGGGCGGCGGCGACGGGCGCGGGGAACGGCGCAACUGGGGAGGGCAGCGCAAGUGCGGGGGACGGCGCAAGUGCGGGGGACGGCGCAAGUGCGGGGGAUGGCGCAAGUGCGGCUACAAGAGAUGCUUGCGCGGACGUGCCCGGUGACGUGGCAGCAAGCGAGCAAGCGGAGCGAGGGGAAGGAGAAGGGCGGACAGAGCAGGCGGGCAACGCGGAAUGCGGCGAGGAGGGGGAAGGCGGUGGCGGAGAGCGCGCAGCGGAGCCCCGCUGGAGAGAUGUCAGACAGGGGAUAGGCGGAGGCGGAAAGGUGUUAAGCACAAGGGCGUGUGGGGGGAGCACGAUUAGCGGAGGAGAAACAAGGGAGGCGAGAGAUAGGGAGGCGAGCGAGACAUGCAGUAUGGUGGAACUCUGGAACCCGUUUUAUAACGAUGACGUGAUUAGCAUCAAAUGCAGCAGCAGCAGCAGUGAGUCGGGUGAGGGUAGUGGUGACGAUAUGGAGAGGACGGGGAAGGGGACGAAGGAGAAGAGAAGCAAGAGGGGGAAGACGGGGAAAAGGGGGAGGAGGCCAAGCAGUGGGAGCAGUGAGAAGCGGAAAGAGUGUUACGGUGGUAUGGGCGAGCGGGAGGGAGGGGAGGAAGGGGAGGAAGGGGAGGGCGAGGAGGGCGAGGAUGGGUUGGUGAAGAGCGGGAGUAGCGGUCAGUGGCAGCGGCAAUGCCGUGCUACUGCAGCGGCUGCUGCUGCUGCUAAUGGUGAUGAUGCUGAUGCUGCUGCUGCUGCUGCUGCUGCUGAGCAGCCUGAAGCCCAACCGCGUGCCACAGCACAAGACUACUUCCCAUUCGAUGGGUUCUUUCAGCCCCGGUUCGACCAGCUCUCCUCCACCGACUCCUCUUGCUCCCCUGACCUCGUGUUCUCCUUCCAUCCCCCCCACCCCACCACACACUCCCUCCCCUGCUCCCCCCUCGAUCCGUCCUCUCUCCUGGACUGCACUCCGUCCCUUUGUCCUCCUCCACCCCCCCUCACUCUCUCGUUCGAGAAAAGAGUGAGUGGUGGUGAGGGUGAGGUGAUUGCAGGGGGUCUGUCGGCUAUAGAGGAGGGUAAGGAGGGCACUGAGCACUCCCACUCCCAACCGCCUUACUCCUCCUCUCCCUCCUCCACUGCUAUCGACUCCUCCCUGUCACCCGCUGCCACCCCUCCCCGGACCAUCCUCGGCCGAUCCGCAUCGCUGGGCUCGGCCGGAGGUUCGGCGCGGCUGGGAGUAAGAGGAGGGGUGAGCACAGCUGAUGCUGUUGCUGCGGCUGCUGCUGCUGCUGCAGUUGCUGCUGCUUCUGCUGCGGCUGUGGUUUUGGGUGGUGGGGGCAGUAUGACGAAUAACCUUGGGACCUCUGCUGCUGCUAUUGGGAUGGCUGCUGUUGAUUCUGCAGGCCAUUUGAGCCCCAGCUUCUGCGACGACCGAUUGUGCUCGCGAGCCAAUCCAUCGACACUCGCGUGCGGGUCUGCGACUCUGGAAACAGCGAAACCUGCUUACAUGGACUUCCGAACUGUCACUCAGAGCGGCACCUCCGUUGGCUUGGACGACGACCCAGGGUUCGGAUCGCCAGGAUCAGGCAGCGGAGGAGGUGGUAGUGAGCAGCAGAGGAGUGGGUUUGGGGCGGCACGGCCCCUUUGGAGUGCUGGAAUCACGGGAGUCGGGCAGAUCGUGGGAAUUGGUGACAGCGGCAUCGACAUGCAGAGUUGCUUUUUCCGCGAUGACGCAGUCCCUCUGCCAGGCCCGACUCACCGCAAGGUGGUGCAGUACCGGGUGGUCAACGGGGACACAGUGGACGAGUUGGGGCACGGCACCCACGUGGCCGGCUCCGUGGCAGGGGCCUGCUCGCAGCAACAGCAAGCACAGCAACCGCAGCCGGGGCAGCAGGGGGCGAAGGGGCCAGAGAACGUGGAUCUGUACCCUGGCAUGGCGCCUGAUGCGCGCAUUGCCUUCACUGACAUGGGCGAGGGCGAUGUGGGUUACAUCAUGCCGCCUGGUGACCUGGGCAGUGGGUACUAUGGGCAGGCAAUGAAGGCGGGGGCGUUGAUCCACUCGGACUCGUGGGCGUCAGGAGUGUUUGCAUAUGACUACAUGGCGCAGUCAGUCGACCGUUUCACCUUCAACAACCCUAACUUCCUCCCAGUAGUCGCGGCAGGCAACAUGGGCGCUGUGCACCGAGACACAGAACUGCCUCACAGUGGGGGCGACCCUCUCCGUCUCACCCUUCCGAUUAUGAAUAUCUCCUUCGUAAACCAAGCCACCUACACUCCCAACCCCUGCCUUUCCCCCUCUCCCCCAGUCUCCAUCUCAUCGCCUGCUCUCGCCAAGAACUGUCUCACAGUAGGCGCAACCCUCGGCAGUGUCGGCGCCUCUCCGCCCCUCCUCGCCACGCCCUUCAACCUCUCCAUCCUCGCGCCCCCCCCCGCCCUCCUCCCCUCCGACCGCGCCUGGUACCCUCUCCUCUCACACGCCUUUGGCGCCACCUUCCAGUCGGGCCUAUGGGAGUUCAGGAACGCGCAGGCAGCAGGUGCAGCAGCAGCAGUGAUUGUGGCUAAUGACACUCUUGGCUACUUCCCCAUGGCUGCUCCCUUUGGCGCUGACCCCAGCAUCACCAUCCCAGGUGGUUCUGUGCCACAAGCAGUGGGUGCCAUCCUAGAUGCAGCUCUCAGGAGGGGCCAGCCCGUGCAAGUGUCCAUCUCACCCCUGGCAGUGUCUCUCGCCUUCCGCCCUAAUAGCAUGGCGCGCUUCUCCUCGUGGGGUCCCACGCCUGAUGGCCGCAUUAAGCCCGACAUCACUGCUCCAGGGGAGGGCAUAUGGUCAGCAAAGAGCAACCGCAACCUUCGCCAGCCAUCGUGCUCUGUCACACAGAUGUCAGGCACCUCAAUGGCCACGCCCAUCACUGCCGGCUCGGCUGCUCUGCUCAGGCAAUACUUCAUGGACGGCUUCUACCCCACUGGCCAGAGGGUUCCAGCCAAUGGCUUCGUGCCAAGUGGCAUGCUGCUCAAGGCCACGUUGAUAAACGGAGCCAUGCCUCUCACAGCUGGAAACGGUGACCGCUACCCUAUAGACGCACCACCCUCCAUGAACCAGGGCUUUGGCCGUGUGCACCUAGGCAAUGCUGUGCCUAUAGCGGGUACAGCAUCCUUCACUACAGUGGCAAUCGAGGGACCUGCCCUGAAGACCGGUAACGGUUACCGCAUCUGCUUGCUGGUUAAUCCUGAGAGGGGAGAUGGCGGAACGGGGAGCAAGGAUGUCAAGAUCACGCUCACCUGGUACGAUGCUCCAGCAGCGCUGGUGGCGAAUCAGAACGCGGCGACACCACUGCUGGUGAACAACCUGGACCUUGCAGUCACCUCCCCCACCGGUCACACCUUCUUCGGGAAUGGGGGGCUGGCGCCUGACGCCCGUAACACUGUGGAGCAGGUGCACAUCACAGCGCCACAGCAUGGAGUGUACACGGUGGACGUGAGGGCAGUGCAGGUCAACAUGCCCAUGCCAGGCACGCCACCAGGGAGCACUCCAGACAGACCCCCAGGCAACCCCCCAAGCAACCCCCCUAGUAGCAGGGAUGGCGGGCAGCGGUUUGCUGUGGCAGCCAGAGGCCCCAUCACUCAAGUCGACUGCCUGUAUGUGCAAGCGGACCCCCCGCCCCCGCCCCUAUCCAGCAGCCCCUUCCUCUCCAUUCCGCUCCUCUUCCCCGCCAGCCCCGCCACCACUGUCCUCUGCGGCCUCACUCGGGUCACCUCCAUCACCAGCAGCAGCAGCGCCACCACCACAACCACCACCACCAGCACAACCAGCAGCAGCAGUAUGGCAUCAGCAGUUGUUGCCAGCACUGACGGACUGAUGGAUUAUGCUGCAACUGAUUCGUCUGCAGCGGUGGAGGAUGGAUGGGUUGGCGGAUGGGGUGUGCAGGGUGCUGCGGCACCGAGUGAGGAAGCAGAGGGCGGAGCGUUGGGCAGUGUGGGAAGAGAAGCAGGAGUGGCAGAAGGGGCAGGCGAAUGCCCAGAGCAAGGGGCAGUUGCAGGGGGUGCAGGAGAAGCAGGAGACAGAGGAGGAACAGAGGAUGAAGGAGGAGCAGGGGUAGCAGCAUUGGGAGGCACAGGGGAAGAAGAGAGUCGCGUGGUGGUGCUGCCAUGGGGACCGUGCACCUCCCCUGUCACCUUCCCAUCCCUCGGUAGCGGCACCUAUGUCUUCUCAGCUCAGCUCCUAGACACCUCCUACACCAACACCCUCAUCAGCCCUCUUUACAGGACCACCUUUGCUGUCGAUCUCGAAGCACCCACCACCACACUCUCCUCGUCUUACACACCUGCCACCACCGCAACCGCUUCUUUCACCUUUUCCUCCCCGUCUGCUGACGUCAGCCACUUCCAAUGCCAGCUCAGCGCCUCGUCGCUCUCGCCUCCCCCCGCCGACCCCAUCACCCCACAGCCAAUCACGUUCCACCAAGCAAGCAGCAUCCCCACCCGCCUCCUCGAAUGGCUGUUCCCGCCCUCUAUAGUCACACAGAGCGAGCAGCUUCCAGCCACAAGCCCAGGAGGGCAAACCCCUCGUUUGGAUCACACCCAGGGAGGCACCACGUGGGGUAACUGGACUAACUGCACCAGCCCUGUGACUUACUCUGGCUUCUAUGACGGUCGCUAUUCCUUCUGUGUGAGAGCUGUGGAUCAGGCUGGGAAUGCGGAUCCCGCCCCCCCUAUAGUCACAUGGGCGCUCGAUACUGUCCUGCCGAAAGCUGUGAUUCUAGAAGCGCCGGCGGUGUAUUCGAACCGAGGGAGCGUUCGGUUCGCGUUCGGGCUUGAUGGGGAGGAGGUGGGCUCUGGGCAGGCAACGGCCUCACAGAUGGCUUUUGAGGCGCUAGAGACAUUGGCUGUGGUGGGUUUAAACCAGGAAGGUGCCCCAUUCGCACCAGAGUCACAACCACAAGAGUCACAACUGCUACAGUCACAAGAAUCACGAGACGACUCACAAGAGUCACGAGGGCCAGCAGAGUGGAGCUGCAGGCUGCAGGCAUGGAGUGGAGCCACGUCCCCGCCUCCCCUCUUUGACUGGCGCAGCUGCAGCAGCCCCUUCCAGGUGGGGAUGGACAGCAUUAGCAGCAACAGUAGUAGCAGCAGUAACAGCAGUGAGGGCAGCGACAGCAGUGACAACAGCGGCAGAAGCAGUGGUGACAGCACCAGUAACAGCAUUGCUAACAGCAGCAGCAAUGGGUGGUAUCUCUCCGCACCGCUGCCAGACGGCACGUACCUCUUCAGUGUGCGUGCCACGUCAGCAUGGAACCGCCACGGCCUCAACAACGCGUCAGCCAGAGCAGCGUUCACCAUCGACACCACCCGUCCACGUGUGCUCCUCCUCUCCCAUCCCCCCCGCGUCCUCACUCGCCCUCAGGCUGUCUUCUCCUUCUUCUCCCCCAAGAUGGUUACAUUCACCUGCCGACUCACCACCUCUUCUUUCCUUCCACCUGCGGACUCCAUCCCGUCCUCUUCUCCUCUCAACUCCUCUCCCUCUUUAGCCUCCUUUUCCUCCUCCACCGCCUCGUCCUCCACUUCUUCUUCCCCCACCUCUCCACCCCUCUCGUCCACCAUCCCUUUCUCGCCAUGUGUCAGCCCCGUGCGCUACAACCUGCCAGAUGGCACGUACACGUGGCAGCUGUCAGCCAUAGACUGGGCGGGGAAUGAAGCAGAACCAGUGCUGCUGGAUUUCACAGUAGACACCUCACCCCCAACAGCGCAAAUCUUAUCUCUCUUCGUCAUACCUGACUCCACUCCUCUCAACACCUCCAACUCCACUCCUCCCAACUCAUCCUUCCAGCUACCCAACUCACUCCCCUCCGCUACCUUACUCGCCACCUACAUGGGUUCAGACGGCCAGCCGGGCUCCGGAAUUUCGGGAUUCCUCUGCCACGUGGCACUGGCUGAUUCGCCAGAGCCUCCAAUGUUAUCUCCAGGAGCCUGGGCGCCGUGCACCAGUCCGCUGAAAGCACCUGGGCUUUCACCUGGGCAGUACAUAUUGAUGGUUGCGGCGAGAGACAGAGGUGGUAUUGUCAGCACCAGACCUGCUAUGAGCAGUUUCACUGUGGAGGCACCUGUGGUGGUGACAGGUCUGCAGGACGAAGGAGGAGAAGGAAGCAGCCAAGUCGAUUCUCCUGAUACCGGCACCGAUGGUGGUAGAACCGUCUCACAGACUGCUGCUGCUGCUGAUGCUCGUGGUGUGUCAUUCGUCGCACACCUUCCACCCGCAUACAGCAGCAACAGCUCUGCCACGCUCCACUUCAUCACUGUACACAGUAACGGGACGUUCUCAAACGAGGACACACAGAAUCAGCCAACAGCUCCUUCUGAAUGCGUUCUGCUCUCCACUCCCCUCCUCCUCUCCACACCCCAUCAACCGUCCACGUCUUUCCAGUCUCGUCCCACUCCCCCCUUCCUCGCAUGGCCGUGCAGCAGUCCCAUCAUCCUGCCCUCUCUCCCUGACGGUCGCCGCCAGCUCUGGGUGCGCUUGGUGGGGGAGCAACGCAGUGGGGGGACGUGGGCAGCCUUCUCCUGGACUGUUGACACCACCCCACCCGCCACAUUCAUCUCGUGGGCCAAUGACAGCAUGCCAGGUCUCGCCUCCUCAUUGAGUCCCACCGUGCAGGUGGCAGGGAGGGAGGAGGAGGGAGGGAGUGGGGUGGUGCGCCUUGAGUGUAAACUGGAGGCGAUGAUGAGAGGAGGGGGAGCAGGAGGCGGAGGAGCAGCAUUAAGAGAGGGACUAGGAGCUGGAGGGGAAGGAGGUGUAGAGGGGAGAGGGGACAGCAAUGAAGGCACUUCCACGUGGCAGCCCUGCAUUGGCUCAUACCCACCAGUGCCCGACACGCCACUAACCAACCACAGCACAGACAGCUCCACCUCUCAACUCACAGCUGACGUCACCCUCGCCUCUCUCCUUCCCUCCCCAGCGAACACCCCCGCUCAGACACCCCCUCUGAAUCCCCUUCUUGGCGCAUCUUUCCAUGCAGCUCUCCCGGAUGGUGUCUAUGCGUUCAGUGCGCGGGCUGUGGAUGCAGCAGGGAAUGCGGACCCAAACCCGCCCUCUGUGCAGCUUGUGGUCAGUGCCUGGGCGGUAUCCCUGGCUGGGCUGGAAAAGGGAGAGCAGGGAGGAGGUGAAGGCAGGAGCGACAUCAAUGCUGAUACUGAUAUCACUGCGGACACACACCCUCCGUCGCGCCUUCCCUCUGCCUCCUUUCCCACUGUCGCCAUUGCAU